Molecule: messenger RNA, 2504 nt
Organism: Plutella xylostella (diamondback moth)
Lineage: Eukaryota; Metazoa; Arthropoda; Insecta; Lepidoptera; Plutellidae
Product: acidic juvenile hormone-suppressible protein 1
Source: RefSeq, a predicted model, not a curated record
ACCCUUAUCGUAUUUGUUUCACAUAUAAAAGACAAGUGCAAUGUUUGGUGGGCACAAGCAAUCAUGGCUCGUCUAGUGCUGUGUGUCCUGGCCUUAGCAGCCUCAGGGCUCGCCGAUCCGGCCCACAAGGUGUUGCCUCAGAAACAGGCCGACAAUGCGCUGCUGCAGAAGCAGCUGGACCUCAGCACGCUGUUCUACCACGUGCACGAGCCGCUGCACGUGCCCGAGCUGGUCGCCAUCGCCGACUCCUGGGACGUCGAGAAGAACAUCGACCACUACUCUAACAUCACCGCCGUGAAAGUGUUCGGAGAGCUGUACGAGUAUGGUCUCCUCUACCGCAACAUGCCGUUCCACGUGCUGGACCGCUACCACGGCUUCGAGGCGCAGACCCUCUACAACGUGCUCUGGUCCGCCAAGGACUACGACACCUUCUACAAGACCGCCGUCUGGUUCCGCCAACACGUCAACGAAUACCUCUUCGUCUACGUCUACAGCACCGCCAUCCUCCACCGCCCCGACACGCAGGGCGUCGUCAUCCCCCCCAUCUACGAAAUCUUCCCCGAAUUCUUCACCAACAGUGAGGUCCUCACCACCGCCCAGCGCGUCAAUGUCCACGGCCUCCGCAUGGUCGAACACUACCCGACCACCUACGUCUGGGAGAACAACGUCGUCGUCAAGGAGAACAUGACCAUCUGGCCGUACUACUACAACGAUGAGGUCAAGGUCAACUACUUCACCUGGGACCAGGGACUGAACGCCUUCUACUACAACUGGCAUCUGGCUUACCCUAAAUGGCUCGGCGGAGAGGUCACUCCUCUUGUCAAGGACCGCAGGGGAGAAUGGUUCUGGUACAUCCACAAGCAGCUGCUGACCCGCUACUACAUGGAGAGACUGUCCAACGGUCUCGGAGAGAUCCCUGAGCUUAGCUGGAGUGCACCCAUCAAGACCGGAAUCUGGUCUGGACUGCAAUACUACAAGGGCAUCUUCUUCCCAACCAGGCCCAACAACUUUGUACUGAACCAGGACUACUUCGUGAAUGAAAUCAUCCGCAUUCAAGACUUCGAGCGUCGCGUUCGUGAGGCUAUCGACCUAGGAUACGUCAUCAACAACGUUGGUGAGCACAUCAACAUCCACACUCCGGAAGCCAUUGACAUUUUGGGUCGCGUCAUUGAGUGCAACGUCGACUCUCCCAACUCCAAGUUCUACGGAGACUUCAUCACCUUAUGGAAGGGCCUUCUCGGAAACUCUCUAGAGCACACUGAAUACAACCAACUGUACCAUGGACACAUUCCCGAGAUCCUCCCCUCCGUGCUUGAGCACUACCAGACUGCCCUCCGCGACCCUGCCUUCUACCUGAUCUGGAAGCGCGUUCUGAACAUCUUCAAGAUGUGGCAAGAGAGCCUGCCUAUGUACAAACUGGAAGAGCUGGCUUACCCCACUGUCUCCAUCAAGAACGUUGAGGUCGACAAACUGGUCACCUACUUCGAGAACACCUACAUGAACAUCACCAACCAACUUCACAUGACUGAGCACGAGGCUAAGCACUUCGAAGACGACGUCAGCGUGUUGGUGCAGCGUCCCCGUCUGAACCACAAGGUGUUCCAAGUGCGCGUGAAGGUCAACAGCGAGGCCGCCAAGACCGUGGUCGUCAGGUUCUUCCUGGCCCCCAAGUACGACAGCCUCGGCAACGAGAUCCCUCUCAAGGAGAACUGGGAGAACUUCUUCCAGCUGGACCAGUUCACUUACGACCUGGUUCAAGGCGAGAACGUCAUCAAGCGUGACUCCACUCAGAACCUGUGGACCGUCGACGACUGGACCACCGCCCACGAAUUCUACGCUAAGUCCGAGUCCGCACUCCACGGCAAAGGAUCCGUUAUUGUUGACCAGUCCCAGCGCUUCGACGGCUACCCUCAACGACUGCUGCUCCCUAAGGGUCGCGUCGGCGGUAUGCCCUUCGUGUUCGUGGUCUACAUCUCCGAGUACCGCGCACCCAAGGUUCCCUUCGGCCAGGGCUUCGACCCCGCCAUGUCCCUCGGCUUCGGAUCCGGAGCUCGCUUCCUGACCGACGACCCUCUCGGCUUCCCGCUCAACAAGCCCGUCUACGACUGGCAGAUCCAGCACUUGAAGAACUUCUGGGUGCAAGACGUCACCAUCUACCACAAGCACACCCCAGAGAUCUACUUGCCCCAUCUGGAAUAAGUUUGAGGCUUUAAAACUUAAGUGGCAACAAUGAUUCAAUAGUAUUCAGUGUAGUGUUUGAUAUUAUGUAACUUAUACUUGCCUGCACCCUGUAUGAUGUAGUGAUGAUUGUAGAUAACCAUAAUAUUUUAGUUCCUCUUUGAUGCCCUUAAAGUUCAGAUGAUUAUUGUAUUUUAUUUGUAUUGUUUGUAUGUAUAUGUGUAGUGUAUUUAGUUGGUAGUUUAUAGUACAUAUUAUUUAUCUUAUACUUAGCUGUGUAUAUGACUAUCAAGUAUUUAUAGAAUCGAAUAUAUUUUUCAACAUAA